AUGGGAGAACCCAACUGUCGUGUGUCAUACCCGACAACGGGCUGGGUAAAUGACAUAUCUCGUUUGCCCACCGUGACGGACAACGCCAUAAAAGACUUUCACGCCAGGAAAAGUCUAGCCAAUCGACAUUACCGCCGCAGCUACAAGUUCACAACGGAAUCUUACGUUGUUGCAUCGACGCUGAAGGCUUGCUACAAGGACGAAACGGACAACAUGCUGUAUGUGACAUGCAAAUGUUACCGGAGUCAGAAGAAGAGAAGCGACCCAUAUACGAUUCUCAUCUGUCUCAACAACACCGGCGUUGUUAUAGAUAGCAGUUGUGGAUGCCCUAUAGCAAAGCGUGCAUGUAACCACAGCCUUGGUUCGCUGCGAUUUUUGGCACUGCUGCAGCUGAAAGGUUUUAAAGAGGCACCGGCUGAGCUUUCCUGCACAGAUUUACCACAAAAAUGGCGAGUGCCAAGGCAACAAGUUGUUAACGGUUCUGCAGUACAGGCGGUUGACUGGAGGCGACCAGAAGAAAACGGAAACGAGAACAGGAUCCCUGUGCGACUUUACGACGCAAGAAAGAAGGCACAAUCUAAGGAAGAGGAAACCGAAGCUAUAAAACGAUUUGGGAGAGCCCUUGCAUUGCUCGACGGUGAUAAAGGGUUUGCUGCUUCUCUUCUUGACGCAAGGAAUGAGUUCCAGGAAACGAAGUUUGGACAGUCUCUUUGUGGGGCACCUUUAACGUACCAACAAUCACUGACGCCAUCGGGGUUCAAGUCCUUCUUGUCUCCAAAUUUUUGUGGGACACACUGUGAGCUUCAGGAUGCCUUUAGUGCCACCUUUUACAAGAACAGCAAUCCCUGGAAAGUUCCUGAUAGCCUCCCUACGCCAUACCAAGCCAUUCUGAUGCCGCUGUGCUUGACACCGAGUGCUGCAAGGGACCUAGAAAAGAACUCACGGCAGCAGAGUACCAGCGCAACAUGGAAUGAAGCCAGGAAUCACCGGGUGACAGCAUCAAAUUUUGGCACCAUCUUGAAACGAACAACAUGGACAAGACGAGGGCUGGAUAACCUUUUCAGGCGAAAGGAUCUCUCCAGAGUUCGUGCUGUCCAAUAUGGCAUCAGCAAUGAGGCCGCGGCUGUCCAGCGUUACAGACAAGUCAUGUGCUCAGUUGGCCAUGACGUUGCUAUAUUAUCCUGUGGACUGUUUGUCGACCCUGCAACUCCAUGGCUCGGUGCUACACCGGAGAGGAUUGUCUUUGAUCCCACCGAGAGGAGCCCACACGGCGUGCUGGAAGUUAAGUGCCCCUAUUCACUCCGUGACACACCAGGGGAACUACUUAAGGAGCAAAGAUUUUAUAUGACAUUCAACAACGAGCACCCCCAGCUUAGAAGGGACCACGACUAUUAUGCCCAGGUUAUUGGCCAAAUGGGACUAACAGGUUUGCAGUGGGCAGACUUUGUGAUGUAUGGGCCCGGAUUUCUGACCGUGGAAAGGAUCAGAUAUGAUGAACAGGAAUGGGGUGAUAUGAAGGCGAAGCUCACAACGUUUUAUUUCAGUGAUGCCCUACCAUAUUUUGCAAGGCAGGAAUGUUCAUAGGCUUACACCAUAUUUGUAAUGUUGAAAGAUAGGAUGAUAAGAUAAGAUGUUGAUAGAUAGCAGCGCUAGAACAAACUUUUGUUAUGUAUUAAUAAACUUUUAAAACUUGAA
Molecule: messenger RNA, 1695 nt
Organism: Ornithodoros turicata
Lineage: Eukaryota; Metazoa; Arthropoda; Arachnida; Ixodida; Argasidae
Exons: 4
Coding region: 1-1584 (527 amino acids)
Molecular function (GO): zinc ion binding
Source: RefSeq, a predicted model, not a curated record